Diachasma alloeum is the source of this 678-nucleotide messenger RNA. RefSeq lists its product as uncharacterized. NCBI's taxonomy places the organism in Eukaryota, Metazoa, Arthropoda, Insecta, Hymenoptera, Braconidae. The coding region runs from base 1 to 678 and encodes 225 amino acids. The transcript is spliced from 5 exons. The record is from RefSeq and is a predicted model, not a curated record.
AUGGAGAAGAGCAAGGAUAAUUCUGAUACGUUCAAUAGCAGCUCCUCAUCAGAGGAAGACACUUCUGACGACGAUCGAUCAGUAGCUGAGGAGACAGUCACCAUUCAACAGGAUGGAACCCCAGGGAACAGCAUCCAAGAGAACGACUUACACACACCUCUUCGAACUCGCCAGAACCAGGCUCCAGUCAUCAGAGAUAAUCAGAGGCUUGAACGAUUAUUUGAGCUGGAAGAUUUGCUCCGAGAGAAUUUACGACGACAGCAACCUCAAGACCAGAAUGCUGAUACGGUCGAGCUUGGACAGAGGGGCAGUGGUGUGAGAGUGACAAUGACUCAAUGGAAUGCAUCAAAAGACAUGAGAACCUUCACAGGUAUGGCCAAUCUAGUACUCGCUGUGUUCGAUCCUGAUGUUCUACUUAUCAGCAAUGUUAAAGGAGGUGCAAGCAAAAUAAGGAAACGGGAAGAAAAUCCUCCCAGACACAGUAAAUUGGAUGCUCGUAUCUUAGAGGCAGUUGCAGUGACUGUUAGGAGAGAGUUUCCAAAUUCUUUCAAUACCACAGAGAUGAAUCGAGCAAUAAAUGUCAAACUAACUAAGCUCAGGGCCUUAGACAGAGCAGCAACUGCUGCUGCUGCCGCUGCUCCUGCUGCUGCUGCUGCUGCUGGGAUUCAAGAGCAAUAA